Molecule: messenger RNA, 1184 nt
Organism: Malus domestica (apple)
Lineage: Eukaryota; Viridiplantae; Streptophyta; Magnoliopsida; Rosales; Rosaceae
Source: RefSeq, a predicted model, not a curated record
ACCAAAUAUUGUGCACUCGGGAUGGAAGAAGAGAGAGUUUAUAGGGUUUAGUUACGUUGAUAGACCUGAGAGUGGGGGUUUGCAAGUCGGUAGAGGAGAGCAACAAUGAAUCAUCAACGUUCACAAAUUGCACUUUGCAAAUUGCUCUUCCGCCACUUUUCCAACCCUUCUCCGAAGCUCUUCUCCCUCAACUCAAUCUCGACGAGUCCGGCUCAGCGCGUUUCCGACUCACCUCCAUUGCCGAAACCCCACAUUCUUCUCAACACACCCGCUACAAACUCCCACCGUUUUAUCCACCCAGCUCUCUCGAUUUCAGCGACCCAGUUCGCAGCUCGUCGGAAUGUGAGGCAAUUCAGUGGCGGGUCGGAUGAGUUCGAUCAGAACCAAGUGGUGGACACGAUCAACCUCAAAUUUGCAGAGGCGAGGGAGGAGAUAGAGAUGGCCAUGGAGUCCAAAGAGACUGUUUACUUCGAUGAGGAGGCCGAGUGCGCUCGUGAUUCCGUGAAGGAAGUGCUGGAAUUGUACGAAGAUCUAUUGGCUAAGGUGCCGGAGAGCAAUAAGGCGGCGUUGCAGAGGUCGAUGGGGCUCAAGAUUGAGCAGUUGAAGGCGGAGCUUCAACAGCUGAAUGAGUGAAUUUAAGGUGAAUGCAAAAUGAUGGAUUUGAUGCCUUGAUCACUUCAGACAUGCCAUGAGGCUUGAGUUGAUGGAUAGCUCUCCCUCAGCAUGAUCUUUUGGACAGUGGGUACACCAUGUUAUCUGCAGUUAUUGGCGUCGGCAGUCGACGUCUUGGAGUGCUUGUGGUAGGUACUGCUCUUGCUUUCUCUGCGGUGAUCCUUUGGCCAUGAGGCUCGAACCGAGCUGAUGAAAAGUACUCAGGUGGAUUUUUAGAACAAAAGACCAAGCAUGUUAUCUGUCGACGAUAUAUACUGUUUGUGGUAUGCACUGCACUUCCUGAAAACAGAUGGGGAGUGUUUUGUUUGAUUCUCAAGAGAAUUUGAUGCGCCUCUUGCAAAAGGGAUUUCCUUUUGCUUGUGGUUUGGCUCCUCUCUUUUAUUUAAUUUUCUCAUUUUCAUAUAGAUGAAUAAUUGUAGUACUAGAGACGCUAACUGAUGUGAUAGUGUUUCAUUUGUUUUCUGUUUGGAUCCACUUUGAGGCUUAUUUCAAUCAAAUGACAAAUUUCCACA